Pseudogymnoascus verrucosus is the source of this 2325-nucleotide messenger RNA. RefSeq lists its product as uncharacterized. Gene Ontology annotation, molecular function: oxidoreductase activity. Lineage: Eukaryota; Fungi; Ascomycota; Leotiomycetes; Thelebolales; Thelebolaceae. The transcript is spliced from 3 exons. Bases 1 to 2325 code for a protein of 774 amino acids. The record is from RefSeq and is a predicted model, not a curated record.
AUGGCAAAAACAGUAUGCAUUAUUGGCGCGGGUCCAGGCGGGAUAGCAGCUGCCAGGGCAUUUAUGUAUUCCAAGGGAGCUUUCAAAGUUACAGUCUUUGAGCAACUGUCGAGAAUUGGGGGCCUUUGGCCCAGCAAUUCCACUGACAAAGGCUUAAUCAAUCCGUCCAUGUCAACAAAUCUGAGCAAGUAUACCGUCUGCUUCAGUGACAAAACAUGGCCGGAGAAUGAACCCUCUCACCCAAGCCCUCUGUUUCCCAAGGCCAGCGAUGUAGGGCAAUACCUUCAACAAUAUGUUGACAAGUACUUGAACAAUCCAUCGGUUGAUAUCAAGACAAGCUGCCGCGUUGAAGAGGCUAGUAUGGUGGAGGAUGAUGCCUCUACACCAAUAAAAUGGAGGAUACGGGUGCAAAAGCUGCGCACUGAUGUUAAGGGACCAAGCUCCCUAGAACCCGAAGACACUUCAGCCAUCUUAAGUGUCAAUGUUGGUGAGACCGAAGAGCACCUUUUUGACCAUGUCAUAAUAUCUUCGGGCUUCUUUGGCAAGCCAAUAAUCCCCGAAGCUUUUACCCAAAGAGAGGGUGUGCCUAUUCCGAUAAUUCACAGUUCGGAGUUUUCAGACCUCAAGGAAUUGUUGAAAGAUAAUAAAGGGGGCCCCGGGAAGAUUCUGGUUGUGGGCGGGUCAAUGUCUGGCGCUGAAACAUCAGCGACAAUUGCUGCUCAGAUUUCAUCUGAGAUUCAUUCUCCUGAGAAAUCAGACAUCGAGUCUAUAGAGCAGUACACUCUUCAUCAUGUAACGAGCAAGCCAUUUUGGACAGUGCCGUUAUUUUUGCCUCUGAAGACGCAGGUUGAUAAUGAGAAGAAUGAUAGCAAGGUUAUGAAUCCGGCGCCAGAGUUUUUACCCCUCGAUAUGGUUAUGUUUAACUUGAGCAAUCGGUCUCCCGAAGAACGCCUGAAAAGUAGAUCUGGGAUCGUAAGCCCAGAGGCAGCGCAGAAGUCACAUGCUGCCUUCAAACUAUUUAACGGUGGUGAAGCAACUGCCUUUGCCUCCUUACCCACGGAUAAGGAGACAGAUGCUCCUUGGCUAGGAAUCAGCGAUACUUACUCUUCGUUCGCUCAGUCCGGCGCGAUCAAAACAACACGGGGGCGAGUGAAAUCCCUUGCCGACGACAAUACAUCUGUCAUUGUUGAAACACCCUCGUCAACUGAGACAUUCGAUAACAUCUCUGCGAUUAUCUUUGCCACAGGCUUCGACAGCGCAUCCUCUCUAUCCUUCCUUCCUAAAUCCAUUCUUUCCACUCUUGGAUAUGACCCUUCGACUCCAGACUUACCGCUCGCCCUGUCACUACACAGCACAAUACACCCCUCCGUACCUUCUCUAGGCUUUGUUGGCUUUUACCGAGGCCCAUACUGGGGCGUUGCAGAGCAGCAAGCAUCUCUUCUGCGCACCCUCUGGCAACCUGACUCCCGGCCGCCUCCGGCUCUGAGUUCGGCUCUCAAAGAUGCAGGCUCUAUCAUUCCUGCACUGCGACGCUGUUACAAAGAGACCCCGGAAAGACUUACGCAGUUUCCAAUGGGUGAUUAUACUCACAUUAUGGAGUCUCUCCGAGAAAUGCAGGGCCAUGGGCCGGUUGAAGCUGCCGAUAGCUACUGUACACCUGUCUCACCGGCGCUAUAUGCAACCAGCUUGCAGGGCUUAGGCGAGGGUGAAGAAGCUACAGAAUCCAAAGAAGCCUUACGACUCAUACAACAAGAGAUUGACGGAAGCCGAGGUGGAAAAUUCGUGGCCAGGGCAAUCUUCCGCUCCCUACAGGGAAACUGGGUUCUUAACCGCACCAUCAAAAGUAAUAUUUCGACAUACCCUUCUGGCUCUUUAGUUGGAACCGCGAGAUUCUAUCCCAGGCGCCCUACAGCCGAGGGUUUCGCAGCAGAGUUCCUGUAUGUCGAGGACGGAGACUUCAAGACAGAUACUGGGCUGCAGUUUAGAGCGACGAGGAGGUAUGUCUACAGGUACGCGGAGGCUGAGGACAAGUUAAGUGUGUGGUUUGUGAAAACGGACAACAAGACGGUCGACUAUUUGUUCCAUGAGCUGCAGAUGAUAUGUCCUCAUCCCACGGGUGGUGAACAGGGGCAAAAUCCCAAGGAAUUGGUACCGGCAAGGGACAGGAGAUGGAAGGCAACAUCCCAUCACCUUUGCAUUGACGAUACCUAUGACCCAGAGUAUGAAUUUGCCUUCCAAGGAGUUGAGGUAGCUAAAUGGAGCGUGGGGUAUCACGUGAGAGGACCGCAUAAAGACUAUUGGAUUGGGAGCGUUUUCACGCGGUAA